Messenger RNA from Austrofundulus limnaeus, 1972 nucleotides. RefSeq names its product RIO kinase 3 (yeast) (gene riok3). NCBI's taxonomy places the organism in Eukaryota, Metazoa, Chordata, Actinopteri, Cyprinodontiformes, Rivulidae. Gene Ontology annotation, biological process: protein phosphorylation. The record is from RefSeq and is a predicted model, not a curated record. Gene Ontology annotation, molecular function: protein serine/threonine kinase activity; ATP binding.
AACCCGUGGGGUCCGGCAGGUCCGGCGGCUCCGGCCUGCUCCCUGACGGAGGUGAUGAGUGAACAGCUGGCCUCUCAGCUGGAUGAAGAGAACAACGUCUUGGUCACWGCAGACCCUGCGGUGGACCUCCUGCUGCCCGAGGACGUCCCUGACACCACCUCGGACCUGAUGCUGGCCCAGAUGCUGCAGAUGCAGUUUGACAGAGAGUUCGACGAUCAGCUGCGCCGGGAGGAGAAGAAGUUCAACGGAGACAGCAAAGUGUCCAUCUCCUUUGAGAACUACCGGAUGGUCCACCCCUACGAGGACAGCGACAGCUCCGAGGACGAGGUGGACUGGCAGGACACGAGAUGUGACCCGUACCGCGCCGAGAGACCUCAGACCACGCCCAGGAGGGGUUUCAGCGGGAAGGGGAAGAACAUCACCACCAAACAUGACGAGGACACCUGCGGACGCAAGAACACGGCCCGCAUGGAGAACUUCGCUCCGGAGGUCCAGGUGGGAGAUGGUCUGGGGAUGGACCUGAAGCUGUCCAACCAGGUGUUCAACUCCCUGAAGCAGCACUGCUACAGUGAGCAGCGACGCAGCGCCCGGCUGCACGAAAAGAAGGAGCACUCCACCGCCGAACAAGCUGUGGACCCUCGGACCCGUCUCAUGAUGUAUAAGAUGGUGAACGCCGGCGUUCUGGAGAACAUCAAUGGUUGCAUCAGCACCGGGAAAGAGUCGGUGGUUUUCCACGCUGACGGAGGGAGUCUGGAGGAGCAGCCCGUCCCAGACGAGGUGGUCCUGAAGGUCUUUAAGACCACCCUGAACGAGUUCAAGAACCGAGACCGCUACAUCAAAGACGACUACCGCUUCAAGGACCGCUUCAGCAAACUGAACCCCAGGAAGAUCAUCAGGCUGUGGGCCGAGAAGGAGAUGCACAACCUGGCCAGGAUGAAGAAAGCCGGGGUUCCUUGUCCCGARGUGGUCCUGCUAAAGAAACAUGUCCUGGUGAUGUCCUUCAUUGGGAAAGACCACGUCCCCGCUCCAAAACUGAAGGACGUCACACUGGGACCUGAGGACAUGAAGACCGCAUACCACCAGGUGUUACAGAUGAUGCAGCAGCUCUAUCAGGACUGUAAUCUGGUCCACGCUGACCUCAGUGAAUACAACAUGCUGUGGUUUGAAGGGAAGGUGUGGCUGAUUGAUGUCAGUCAGUCUGUGGAGCCGACUCAUCCUCACGGUCUGGAGUUCCUCUUCAGGGACUGCAGGAAUGUUUCCACGUUCUUCCAGAAGAGAGGCGUCAGCGAGGCUCUGAACGUCUACGACCUGUUCAACGCUGUGAGCGGACUGAACGUCCCUGUGGGCGCCGAGGACGAGGCCGAGUUCAUGUCUGAGAUCGUGGCGUUGGAGAAGAGGAACGAGGAUCACGUUCAGAAGAGAGGGAAGAAAACCUUCCCCGUGUCCUCCGAGGACUCUGGUCCUCCGUUAAAACCAGACGCCGAUGAUUAGCCCCGCCCACUCCACCACCGCGCUUAAAACACUCACUAGAGGAUAAGAAGCCCCGCCCACCUCCUCCUGGAGGAGGAGCACCUCCUUCUGGCUGCAGGAGGAGAAGUUUCACCAAACAGGAUCUGAGUCCUGCUGGGUCUGCCGGUCCUUUUUCUGCUGAGAUCAAUAAACCUGCAGCUUUAAAGUUAACCAGAUGUCCUGAUCCUGUUAACUUUAGCUGGUUUCAUCUGAAGGUUCAUCUGAAGGUUCAUCUGAAGGUUAAUCUGAAGGUUCAUAUCAGGAAGUGAACGUCAAACUGUUGGUUUCUGUCUUUGCUUUUUGUGUUUUCAGAGUUAAAGAAACGGGAAAUGAAUUAAAAUAUAAAAUAUUUAUUCAUGAGUGUUGAGGUCAGACGUCAGUUUAAAGUAAUAAAUCAGCAGAAACUUCCUGAAGCAACAUGUUUUUAUUUCUGAACAUCAUGAGAAUAAAAUCACGGAGAACA